GAUAAUUACAGGUUGUCAAAAGCUACGGUGGUGGUAGGUUGAAGUUUCCCACACAUUUUACGCGCUUGUAUUGCUGACGACAACAAUAGCAAUGAGUUCAUGCAAAGAACGUAAGAAUCGCCUAGUGGAUCGACUUUACCUGGAGGCUGUUAAAAGGGGUGAUCGUGAGGCUGCAGAAUUUGCUCUAGAGAAUAUCAAAGUUUUCGACAAGGACUGUCUGGACCACAAUGGCGACUCCGCCAUCGACUUGGCCAUUGAAAAGAGAAAUACUGAGAUGCUGAAGAUACUGAUUGAUUACAAAGUUAAUGUCAGAGAUUCCUUGCUUCGAGCAGUUGAUGCGGAAUACUUGGAAGGAGUUGAAAUAAUUUGUGAAUUCGCAGACAUUACCUCAAAUAAGGCGAUACUGGAGGUUUCCUCACGAAAUGGUGACUUCCACCCGAUUAUCACGCCCUUAGUUCACGCAGCGCAUCUGAACAAUUACCAUAUCAUCAAAGUUCUCCUCAAACACGGCUCUGAGAUAUGUUCUCCCACUAAAUGGGAGGAAGAGGAAGACUACACGCUUGAGAGCUGUAUAUCGACUUACGAAAUCUAUCGGGCUUUAUCCAGUCCGGCUUACAUUUCGCUUACAGCUUUCGAUCCAAUAAAUGAGGCGUUCAGACUCAGUAAACGCCUGAAAGAGCUGAAAUACUGGAGGGUGGAGUUCGGCGAUGAGUUCCAUGCUCUUGCCGAGCAGUGUGAAAGCUAUGCCGCUGAUUUACUUAACCAUAUUCGAAGUUCACGAGAGCAGAUGAUAGUAUUUAAUUACUCAAGAACGAAGAAGAACGACACAGAAUACAGCACAUUGGCCCCAAGUCGGGUGAAGCUCGCUAUCGACUGUGGACAGAAAAAAUUCGUCGCGCAUCCAUUCUGUCAGCAGUAUUUGACGGAGACAUGGUUCCGAGAUUUACGGAUCCACCGGAGUCAAAGCAGCGUCAAGACGCUCCUGUUUACCUUGUCAGCAGCCAUAUUGUUUCCCGUAUUAUCAGUAGCCAACGUGCUUUCCCGAAAUUGGAAACUUGGCAAGUGGAUCGAGAUCCCGUAUAUCAAGUUCAUCUGCCAUUCGGCGUCCCAGUUCACUUUCUUCAUACUGAUCGUUAUCAACAAUUAUGUGAAUACUCAUGAAGACCGAGACAUGGAUCCACUUGACCUACAAAACAUUUCCAUGUUUUUAAUAUUAAUAUACGUUGUCAGUCUUACUUGGUCGUUAAUUUGUGCAAUUAAUCGACAGAAGGUUCGAUGGAAGACGUUAUACGAUGCUCUGUACCUGUCUUUAUUCUGGGUUUACUUCCUGAUAACUAUUACUACAUGGAUAGAGAUGCGAAAUUUACCAACUUCAACUCCAAUAUCCACUCCGACUCCUACUAACUUCACACCACCAGAAUUCUCUUGGUUAAAAAAAGAAUUAGAUGAUAUAAGGAAAGUGUGUGAAGCGAAGAAAAGCUCGGUUACACCAACGAUAACGAGACGGAAGAUUUUCAAGUCGUACACGGUAUACGACAACGAGGAGAAUCACGACGAAGUCAACCUCCGUCAGUUGAAAGCCGACAUCACAUUAGCCUAUGCCAAAGUUUUAGCAGUUCUUAGAAUGAUGUCCCUAUUGGUCUGGAGCCGCCAUGUGGGUCCAAUGCAGAUCUCUCUCGGUCGCACGAUGAUGGAUAUUGGAAAAUUUAUGAUUAUUUUUGUCUUUGUUUGGUUUGCAUUUUCGCUCGGGAUGAACCAAAUUUAUUGGUUUUACGACAAGGAGGUGUUCGGUGUAAUCGGAUUCAAAUCUUUAAUGAGCAGCCUGAUGUCAUUAUUUUGGUCGUUGUUUGGCGUAUCAGAGCAAACAAUAUUCACAGGUCAUCCUGCCUACUACGCUGCGACAGAGAUUGCUGGUAUGGGAAUGUACUCUCUCUACCAUGUGUUUGCCAUCGUAAUUCUAUUCAACCUGUUAAUAGCAAUGAUGAGUAAUACUUACACUAACAUCGAGGAGGAUGCAGAUAUCGAAUGGAAAUAUGCUAGAUCGCAGCUUUGGAUGGAGUAUUUUGACGACAGCAUAAUUGUUCCGCCACCAUUUAAUCUUCUACCUAGACCAAGUGUUUGCUUUAAACACAUAAAAUGCUUUCUCGGGUUCCCAUGCUCAGAAACUAUGAACAGGGUAAUCAGAUAA
Molecule: messenger RNA, 2188 nt
Organism: Anneissia japonica
Lineage: Eukaryota; Metazoa; Echinodermata; Crinoidea; Comatulida; Comatulidae
Product: short transient receptor potential channel 4-like
Exons: 9
Coding region: 92-2188 (698 amino acids)
Biological process (GO): manganese ion transport; calcium ion transmembrane transport; regulation of cytosolic calcium ion concentration
Cellular component (GO): cation channel complex; membrane
Molecular function (GO): protein binding; inositol 1,4,5 trisphosphate binding; store-operated calcium channel activity
Source: RefSeq, a predicted model, not a curated record